Molecule: messenger RNA, 10072 nt
Organism: Sphaerodactylus townsendi
Lineage: Eukaryota; Metazoa; Chordata; Lepidosauria; Squamata; Sphaerodactylidae
Product: obscurin-like
Exons: 42
Coding region: 1-6660 (2219 amino acids)
Biological process (GO): protein phosphorylation
Molecular function (GO): ATP binding; protein binding; guanyl-nucleotide exchange factor activity
Source: RefSeq, a predicted model, not a curated record
AUGCUCUUCUUGAAAAGUGGGACCUCGUUGCUGAUAGUUGGCAUCCACCCUCCUGAAGCCAAGAAAGAAAGAGAAGUCGCCAAGGGCCAGUUCUCACUUGCCGAAGUUGGGACCGAGGAAUUCCUCCAGAAACUGACUUCCCAGAUCACAGAAAUGGUAUCUGCAAAGAUCAGCCAAGCCACGCUUCGGGUCCCUGGAGCAGACAGUGAUGAUGAAUCCAAAACCCCGUCUGCUUCUCCGCGCCAUGGCAGGUCCCGGCCUUCAUCAACCGCUCAGGAAUCUUCCUCGGAAUCUGAUGAAGGCGAUGCAAGAGGAGAGAUUUUCGACAUCUACAUGGUCACCGCUGACUAUAGCCCUAUGGGUGCGGACUGCGAAACUAUCGCACUGAAGGAAGGGCAGUACGUAGAAGUCCUGGAUUCUGCGCAUCCUCUGAGGUGGCUGGUUAGGACCAAACCCACCAAGUCUAACCCCUCCAGGCAAGGCUGGGUUUCUCCAGCUUACUUGGACAAGAAAUUAAAGCUGUCAACUGAAUGGGGUGUGCCAGACGUUCCAGAGUUCCCCGGGGAAUCCGUUUCAGACGAUGACUACAAAAAGAAAUUGAGCCUCAUAAUUCAGGAUAUGCUGAACACAGAAGAGGACUUUGUGAGGGAUUUGCAGUUCCUGCAGACCCAUCAUAUCCAGUACACCGAGACCUGCCCCAACAUCCCAGCUGCUGUUUCUAAACAGAAGCUCGUCAUCUUCAGGAAUGUUACCGAGAUUAUUCACUUCCAUUCCAACACCUUCUUCCCAGAGCUUCAAAAAUGUGACACCGACGAUGACGUGGCGAUGUGUUUUAUUAAGAACGAGGGGGACUUUGACAACUACAUUCAGUAUCUGGUGGGUCGGAUACAGGCCGAGUCUGUUGUUGUCAGCAAAACUGUUCAGGAGUUCUAUAAGCGAUAUGCAGAAGAAAUGAUGUCUAUCGAAGACCCUUCUCAGCCACCGGUCCUUCCGCUGCAGCACUAUCUAGAGAGACCAAUAAACAGGAUCCAGAGGUACCAAAUUAUAAUCAAGGAAUUAAUCCGAAACAAAGCAAGGGGCAAUCAAAACUGCGCAUUGCUGGAGCAGGCUUACGCUAUCGUAUCUGCGCUCUCACAGCGAGCAGAAAACAAUCUUCACGUGUCACUCAUUGAGAACUAUCCAGGAACCCUAGAAAUUCUCGGAGAGCCCAUCCGACAGGGCCAGUUCAUUGUAUGGGAGGGGGCCCCUGGAUCCAGAAUGGCUUGGAAGGGUCAUAAGCGUCACAUCUUCCUCUUCAAGAAUUACCUCAUCGUCUGCAAGCCCAAACGAGACACCAAGACAGACACUUACAACUACAGCUUCAAGAACAUGAUGAAGCUCUCAAACAUCGAUGUAAACGAUCUGGUAGAGGGGGAUGACCGGGCAUUUGAGAUUUGGCACGAGCGAGAAGACUCGGUCCGCAAAUAUGUCUUUCAAGCCCGGACUGUCAUUAUCAAGAACUCUUGGGUGAAGGAAAUCUGUGGCAUCCAGCACCGCAUCAGUCUGCCAGUGUGGGAUCCACCAGAGUUUGAGGAGGAACUGGCUGACUGUACGGCUGAGCUUGGUGAAACAGUCAAAUUAGCUUGCCGUGUCACAGGAACGCCCAAGCCGGGUAUCUCCUGGUAUAAAGAUGGUAAGGCAGUGGAGGUGGAUCCCCAUCACAUUAUCAUCCAAGAUCCUGAUGGCUCCUGCACUUUGAUCCUUGACAACUUGACGGGUGUCGACUCAGGACAAUACAUGUGCUAUGCUGCUAGCCCUGCCGGAAAUGCCAGCACACUAGGAAAGAUAUUGGUUCAAGUUCCUCCUCGGUUUGUGAACAAGGUGAAACAUGCAUAUUAUGCUGACGGGGAAGAUACGCAGUUCACAUGCACGAUUGAAGGAGCACCUUUUCCACAGAUCAGAUGGUAUAAAGAUGGAAAUCUGUUGACUGACCCAAAUAAGCACCAGUGUUUCAGUGAGCAACGGAGCGGCGUGAUUGUGCUUGUGAUUAAAAAUGCCUGUAAGGACGACGUGGGAGUCUAUGAGUGUGAGCUGGUGAACAGGCUAGGAACAGCCAGGAGCGGGGCGCAGCUUUACCACCAGAGUGCAGCUGCAUUGGCUCAAGAGAGGAGAAGCGAUCAAGCCAUUACAGUGGAAGUCACUGAACAAGAGACUAAAGUUCCCAAGAAAACCAUCAUCAUAGAGGAAACGAUAACAACGGUGGUGAAGACUCCGCGAGUAAAGCGAAGGAUAUCUCCGGCCCGCCCACCUUCGAGCCAUUCUCCUUCACGCUCCUCCAGAUCAGAGUUUUCGACACCCGAGCCAGUUUAUAUGACCAAGUUUCGGCAGCCUCUUCACCGACAUGACUUUGAAGCCAUGCAAAAGGCAUCGAUCCCCACACUGUUUGUGACAGAGGCAGAAGGAGCGUCAGUCAGAGGCGGCGUCAGCGUGGAAACCAUCGUGGAGGAGCAGACCCCCAAAUGGGUUGAAGUGGAGGAGAUUAUUGAAUUUAAUGUGAAGAAGUCAGCCCAGACGUCGAGGAAAAGAGGAGCAUCUCCCGUGAGAGCGGAAAAAGAUGAAUCGAGUUUCAUUUGGUCAGGCUCGAGACCCAGGCGUUCCCCUGAAGAUGACCCAAACACAAAUAACUCCAAUAAUAAAUUAGUGGAAGAAGGCAAACCUUCUCUAGCCCCUGAUGUUGAAAUAUCUGGAGCUGAAGACAAGGGAAUAUCAACCAGUGAUGAAAACAUAAGUUCAUAUUAUAGGUCGGAACAAGAACGAACGAGCUGCCCGCAUGAACCAGUCGGUAUGACCGAUUCACCGGCUGCUUCCCCCGUGGUCAGCUUUGUCGACGAACUAGCUGAGACAACUGAACCAGGAGAGGAUCCACAUGGAGAUAUUGAGUUUCACGACACUGCUUCUGAUUUUGAAACAACAUGGGCAGCCGAAGAGGGACCAUUAAGUCCCAUGCAAGACAAAGACCUUCCAGAAGCGGAAAACAUCAUAAUCGAAGAGCCCGAAGGGGUAGUGUCCGUUGACCUUAGCAACCGAGAUCUCAAAAUCCUUACCCGAAAUGGGAAAGCAUUGACUUUGGAGGACCUUGAAGAUUACGUCCCGGAAGAAGGGGAAACCUACCGAUGUGGGAAUCCUAACUACGAAGACAAACCUUGUGAGAUAGCUGUGCUCCAAACCGAAAUCAACAAACCCACCGUCGGGAAGCCUGUCUUGCUCAAUGUGGGGAGGCCGGUGGUUCCUAAGACAAAGCAAACCUUCUUUAGCAAGUUCGAAGGGCAUCAUCCAAGCGGCGUCUUCAUGUCUGCGUCCAUGCAGUCCAGUGGCCCAUCCAACAUUUCUUUCCACGUCAGCGAGACCCACACUGGAGCAGUGACGACACCUACGCCACGUACAACAGCUGCCGGGACUUCAGCCGAACCCCCAUUCAAAAUGGCGCCAUCUUUCUGUACCAAAGUCCAGUUGUCUGCAGAUAAUGGGCAAUCUAGCUUCAAAACGGAAGUUUCAACAAGAACCCUCAGCUACGGCAGCGUUGGAGAACCGGUCACACUCUGUAUCAAGAAGGAAGACCCCUCCCAAACUGAACGGCAGGAAACUGCUGGUAAGAUUCCGGGCAAAACUGAAAAAGUCCCUAGUCCCAGCAUCGUUCAGGCAGAUGUCGCUGCCCAGGAGGAGGGUAUCCAAGAGCACGUGACCAGAACACUCCAAAUCGUGGAGGGAGCCGAUGUCAUCUGGGAUGCACAGAAGGAAGCUUACACGGAGACCGGGGAGCGGGUGUCUGUCUGCGCAGCAGAGACGAGUGCAGCCACCCCGCCGUACAUGCAGGUGACGAUUGAAGAUGUUCUGGUUCGAUGCGGAGAGAUGGCGAAAUUUGAUGCCAUUAUUGAAGGAAAUCCCCAGCCAACUGUUGCCUGGUUCAAGGGUAUUUCGUUAUUGACAGACAGCGAAAGAAUCCGCCUGUUCAGCGAAGGCACAAGAUACUCUUUGAUUCUGUACAAGGCCAGAUCUGAAGAUGGCGACGUCUACACUUGCAUGGCCACAAAUGCAGCAGGGGAGGUGUUGUGCAAAGCAGAACUGGUGGUGCAAGAAGACAAGAAAAGCCAAGAGGCCAAGAAACAGAGCACAAGAAGAAAGCUCCAUUCUUUCUACGAGGUCAAGCAAGAAAUAGCCAGGGGCUCCUUUGGCUUGCUCAAGAGGGUGGUCCAUAAAGGCGACCGAACGCUCUGUGCGGCCAAAUUCCUGCCACUGCGCAGCAAGACAAGGGAUCAGGCCUAUCGAGAGAGGGAUGUUCUAGCCACGCUUUCCCACGACCGGGUCACUCGGCUGCUGGAUGAGUUUGAGACGCGAAAAACGUUGAUCCUGAUUUUGGAGCUAUGCUCCAAUGAAGAGCUGUUGGACAGGUUGUUCAGGAAGAACGUGGUAACGGAAGUGGAGGUUAAGCUAUAUAUUAAACAACUUUUAGAAGGGAUUGCAUAUCUUCAUGAGAACGGAAUACUUCACUUGGACAUUAAGCCCUCAAACAUCUUGAUGGUCUAUGACGACAGAGAUGACAUAAAGAUCUGUGAUUUUGGGUUUGCUCAGAAGAUAAAUCUGGCGGAACCCCAGUACAGUAAAUAUGGGUCUCCGGAGUUUGUCGCCCCAGAAAUUCUUUCUGAGUCACCGGUGUCAAUGGCAUCUGAUAUUUGGCCUGUUGGAGUUAUUAGCUAUUUAAGCUUGACAUGCAAAUCUCCGUUUGCUGGAGAAAAUGACCGAUCAACCCUACAAAAUAUUCAGAACGGGACAAUCUCGUGGGACAUUCCUGAUUUUGUUUGUUUGAGCGAAGAGGGAAAGGAUUUCAUCAGAAAGAUGCUGCAGCAGUCUGCGGAGUGUCGAAGCAACCAGCUUGAUAAAGCCAGUUCUGACGAACUUAGCUUUUGCAACCCCUUUUAUUCCGUUAACAAUCACCCCUCCCAGUCUCCCAAGAAAUGCGAGAAAGAGUUCGCUUUGAGCCAGAGCUCAGAGGAAAGGAAGGAAAGAGCCUCCUUGACGGAGGCUUCCGGAACUGUAAAGAAAAAGACCGGGUUCCCAUCAUUCACGCUUCCAAGCCUUAAGACCAAGGAUAAAGCACCUUCUUUUGUCGAGGAGCUCACGGACCAGACGAUCGCCCCAGGACAGUCUGUGACACUAUCCUGCCGGACAUCCGCACAUACGUCUCCUCAUAUUGAAUGGUUCAAAGAUGGGGCUGCCAUUCGCAGCACGGACAGGAUCCUGAUCUCAUCCACACUCAAACACUACCAGCUUUUAACUAUAUUAGCAGCUACAAAGGAUGAUUUUGGGACGUACACCUGUGUGGCCACCAACUCCCAGGGCACAGUCUCCACCUCCUGUGUUAUAAGGAAAGCAGAGGCCCCGUCCAACCCUCCAUCUCCUGAUAUCGUGGAGGUCCUUGAGGAUGGAGUGCAGCUGGCUUGGAAACCGGUGGAACUCAACACCCCUGUGACUUACACAGUACUGUGCAGGAAAGAAGACGGAGAGUGGAAGACCCUGGCCAGUGACAUCCUCAACUGCUGCUACACAGCUAGGAAUCUCCCUUGGGGCCUGGUCUUCUCCUUCCGGAUCGCCUGUGUCAGUAAAGCCGGUGUGGGCCCUUACAGCAACCCGUCUGCCAAAGUGAGGAUCGGUGAAAAGGACCAAACAGCGUUCCAGGCUCCUGAUGCAGACGACCGCAAAAUGACGGCUCCGGCUCAGCCUACCCACCAAACGUAUGCCUUCCAGACAGAGAUCAAAAGGGGACGCUUCAGCAUCAUCAAACAAUGCCGAGAGAAACUCAGCGGGAAUGCCCUGGCUGCCAAGAUCAUCCCUUACCAAGCAGAAGACAAGGAACUUGUGCUCCAAGAGUAUCAGGUCCUGCGGAAGCUUCACCACAUCAACAUCGGGCAGCUGCAGGGCGCGUACGUCAGCCCACGCCACCUGGUCCUGAUCCAGGAGCUCUGCGUCGGGCCAGAGCUGCUUCACGCCCUGGCGGGAAGGUCCUCCUACUCAGAGGUGGAAGUCAGAGACUACCUGUGGCAGAUCCUCACUGCUGUUGAGUUCCUCCACUCUCAGAAUAUCCUGCACUUGGAUCUGAGGUCCGAAAAUAUGAUUAUUACUGAACCAAACCUGCUGAAACUCCUGGACUUUGGCAAUGCACAGUUCUACGAUCCAGACAGAGUGAUUACCCUGGAGGGGUGCACAGACUAUGUGGAAACGAUGGCUUCAGAACUUCUAUCAGAUAAAGGAGCUGUCCCACAGAGUGACAUCUGGGCUGUUGGAGUGACGGCUUUCAUCAUGUUGAGUGCUGAGUAUCCCAUCGGUCCUGAGGCAGCCUGCGACUUUGGGAGACUCGUCAAGCGAGAGAAGAUCAAGCUGAACAAAUGUUAUGCAGGCCUCUCCGGAGGAGCUGUCUCUUUCCUCCAAAGUACACUUUCCUCUAAUCCAUGGAGGCGACCUACCGCGUCUGAAUGCCUCCAGUCCCCCUGGCUGCAGGAGACCGGCUUGGACGAGAGGCAGCAAGCGACGGUGACUUUCUCCACCACCAAGCUGAGGAAUUUCGUCGCAGAGCGGGAAAGGAAAAGAGUCUUGCUGUGUUCCAAGUACGGCUUGAUGACUGUGUAGCGAAACAAUUCCAGACACGGCCACUGUGUGGUUGUCUUCUAUGCCUGCAUCCCAAGAACAUCUACGCAGGAUGCUGGCUACGUAGAUUAUUGCAGUGUUUGACUUCCAAAACUGGAAAGGAGUGGGUGCCGUCUUCAGACUGAACAUCACAAACAAAACACGCGCAUGAAGCCUCUUUAUACUGGAUUGGACCAUCGGUCUGUCGGAGUCGGUGUUGUCAGCUCUGACUGGAAGCUGCUGUCCAAAGUCUAAGCCAGAAGUCUUUCCCAGACCCCUUUAACUGGAGAUUCACCCAGGAAUUGAUCCUGGGACCUUCUGCACGCCAGGCAGAUGUUCUACUGUUGAGCCACACCCGCUGUGGUUCAUUUGCAUAAUUUUGGCAUAUGCCAGAUAGCAUAACCCUUUGCGUAUUGUCAUGAAUGGAGUGGACACCCAAUCAUGCUAUAAAUCAGUGGUGGCGAACCUUUGGCCCUCCAGAUGUCAUGGACUACGAUUCCCAUCAGCCCCUGCCAAUUGGCCAUGAUGGCAGGGGCUGAUGGGAACUGUAGACCAUUACAUCUGGAGGGCCAAAGGUUCGCCACCACGGUGCUAUAUGAAUACUUCUUUUUAUUCGCUAAGGCUGAAUAGCCUUCAAAAACCUUCUCAGCUAAGACAAACUACGUUCAUGCUGCUCUAAGAAAACGGAAGAGCAUCGUACAAAACCAGAUAACAGACAAGUCAGUUACAUAUUAUUGGGCUUAGCUCUAAAUUUGCCAGUUCCGAGUUGAAGCAUUUGUAGAGAUUUGGGCAAGGAACUUGGGAGGCUAAGGUUUGUGGAGGGGAAAGACCUCAGCAGGAUAUGAUGCUAUAGAGUCUGCUUCCGACCCCACCCCAAAGUAUCCAUUUUCUCCAUGUCGACUGAACGGUGCUGGCCAGAGAUGGGUUGCAAUUCCAGGUCUGCUUGAAGGCAAGCAACAUGAUUUGGAUCAUGCCAGACCAUGAAAUGUAACAUGUUAGUGGACAUGUCAUGGACAUGUCAUUCCCAGAGUGCUUUCUAGCAAUGGUGAAGCAAAAGAUAUGAGGUGCUCAGAUCCAUUGGGGAGAAGGGUGUAGUAUAAAGGAAGUAAAUAUAUAACUAUACAUUAGUAGAUUUCAGUAAAAUGUAACUGGUCUGCCUUCUAGUCUUCCCGUUUUGCUGUGGAAGCCAACCCAGUUUCCUCCUCCUCCCCCCCGUUGGAAUGGCCAAAGUUGCAAAAUGCAUUCAAACUUUGCACUUUUCAACUGGUGGGUUUGACAAUCAUUAAAUCAUUACAUCUGUAUUUCUCCUCAGAGAGGCCAUGAACUCUCAGUCAACGAUUACUGGAACGGUAGUUUUACGACUGUGUUGAGUUUCUCAAGGUCUACCGAGGAGAACAGCCGCAGACAGUCAGGUUGCAGUAAUUAUCUGCUAAUUCUACAGGACGUAAAGUUGGAACCCUGAUCUCUAUUUGUACUUAUAUAGAAAUGCCAAUGGGUUGGUGCUCGAAAACAUCGUGUAUUAGAAAACAAAAGGCAUCCUGUUUUCGAGCUGUCUCAAAGCAUUACUUAAGUGCCAAAUUUCCACAUGAGAAUCUUUUAUCAUUUUACACUUGGCCAAGACCUAUGCUUGUCACCCAGGCCCCUUCCGCACAUGCAAAAUAAUACGUUUUCAAAUCACUUUCACAACUGUUUGCAAGUGGAUUUUGCUAUUCCGCACAGCUUCAAAGAGCACUGAAAGCAGUUUGAAAGUGCAUUAUUCUGCAUGUGCGGAAUGAGCCCCAGAUUUCUUUUUCUAGCAAAGAAAGAGUUGUCUGAUGAAACAGUUCCUUACUAUGUGUAACGGCUACACUUCCCAUUUUGCUAGGGACAUCUUCCUAGAUUUGGUUCUCUUGGACUGGCCAAGGUUACAUGCAGGUUUUCUGCAUUCGGUUAGUAGACUGAGCAGGCUGUUCAGCCAGUUUUUCGAUAUGAUGUUGCAAGAGAUUGCUAGCAACUGUUUGGUUCUUUCCCCCAUUCGAGAGGCCAAACCCUCCAUGAGUCUGUGUCUACAGGAACUGUGGAGUAUUGUUAGAUUCUUCGACAGUUCUGGAUAGUAGCACUCCCCCUGCCGCCCCCGUGUGGAAUGAAUCGGCUUCUUUGUGUAAGCUUCUAUAAAACAGUUAAACUUACUGCAAUUUCUGUUCUAUCCCAUUUCUUGUACCAACCUCUUUUUUCUCUUAUUACAGUAAAGGAAAAGCUUAUCUCAAGUCCUGUAGAUAUGGAGUUAGAUGAAGACAUUGCUUCCUAAUAAUGACGGGAUACCAUUAUGAAAUUGUGGUUGGGGCGUGUUACAAACUUGCAAGGUUAGGUUUGGGUGAAAGAGCACCUGUCCAUAAUCCAGUUUGAAAGAUGAUGCAAAUGUUGUAUAUUUAGUAGGAGCAAAAAGCAAUUGCUCUUGCCACGCAAAAGGGUACCAAUGAUACAGGCAGAAAUGUUGGGUCACAUCUUUGCCACUGGUCCUUGAAUAACCCAUAUUGUUGAGAACUGAAGUUUGGUUUGCAGAGCUUUCUUACCCCUGGGCAAGUUCUCAGUCAAGACUGGAGCUUUAACUUGACUCUUGUGGAACUAUGAAUUUCAAAGUGAAUCACCUCCAUAAUCCAGUGCAGAGAGUCUUUUUGUGACUAAACUAAUGCUCUCGAUCCCAUUCCCCUAAGUGUUCUCUAGCAUUUCAUACCUGUGUGGUAAGAAUCUAGUUCAGAGGGGAGGAUUUUCCGCAAAUCGCUUUAACUGAUGAACUGGCUGUCUUUUACAAGUUGCCACAGUUUGAGGGUGGGGCUGAUAAUGCGGCAACCAGUAUUUCGAGGAAGAAAAGUCUCUUUAUUUUAACUUAGGCUUUUUGGUUUAUUAAACACUUGGCAUCUGGGCUCGCAACAUCUUACCUUCUGUAUAUGAUGUGAGUGAAGUGAAUUUGCUCCUCUCCUGUUUGCGUACGUUUUGAGCAUAGCCGUGGCUGAAACCAGACGUUGGGUUUGGCAGGAGUUGUUUUAGCUAGAUGGGAGUGACAUCUGAGAGUGGCCAUGCCCGAGUGCUUUGAGGCCCGAUUUUUCUCCGCUAGAAGAAAAAGUAGUACUUCGGCCUUCCAGAGCUGAAUGGGCUGUGAAGAGCAGCUUCGUAUCAGGGGCAAAUAAGCUGCUUUGGUUUGGGAAAUGGCGUGGGAAAGCUGAUAUACCUUCUCCAGGAGCGCCACAUAUCCAAGCCAACUUGGGCCCAGAGCACUUGGGAACAUGCGUUCCCUGAUACCAUAACUAUAAAAACAACAAUCAGGUCAAGAGGAACCCCAACAGGGGCCAGAUGUAACAUCUAGUUGGAACCUGACGAUAAUCAUGAAUAUAAUGUUUUGUUAAAUAGAUUAAUUUAAUAAAGACUUUAUGCCAAA